CCUCGCAAGUGUGACUUCAAACCGUCAAAACUGUGGUGGGAUGCGCCUUUAUCACGGGGCGACCCACAUUAGUUCACGUGAGCCACCUCCAGGGACACAAAUAUUUUUUCUAGCAACCGAGGAUCUUCACUCCACUGAGGGGUCGCUUUCAUCCACGACUACAGUCGAUGUCGCCUCACGUGGUGCACCGAGUGCUGAGAUAAAGCUUGUUGUUUGGGUGCAGCCCCACGCCCUCCCUUUCUCGCUGGUCUGUGCUGGUCAUCGGCCCGAGGGGGGACGACAGGACGACCACCCGUGUGAGGACCGUUGAGAAAACACGUUUCACUCGGACGCCGACCUCUCGAGAGAACGAUGGACAAGGAUGAUGCCGAGUCUGUGCAAAACGGAGGAGGCGAAAGUUUGUAUAUCAUUGCCGAUUCCGAAAAGAAACUCAAAAGCCCUUCACGACCCCAUGAAAAUAAUUUGAGCAAACGAUCGUCUGAUGGCAGCGCCAUCGUUAGAGGUGGAGAUGUCCCAAACCAUGUCACCGCUGCGACAGCUGCUGUCGAUGUGGUACACGGUGGUGGUGGUGUUAAUCCCGUUAGUUCUCCUACCACUGCCGCUCAUCAUUAACACACAGGAGGCCAAGUGUGCUUACGUCAUCUUCGUCAUGGCGGCUUUGUGGAUCACGGAGGCUUUGCCCAUGGCGGUGACGUCCCUCCUGCCCGUGGUUCUCUUUCCCAUGAUGGGGGUCAUGCCAGCAGAUAAAGUGUCUGCCACCUACUUCAGUGACGCGUCGCUGCUGUUGUUCGGCGGGUUGGCGGUCACCAUCGCCCUGGAGGAGCACAACCUCCACAAACGCAUCGCUCUGUUUGCACUCAACAUCGUGGGAACACAGCCACGUUGGCUUUUGCUGGGUACCAUGCUGGUCACGUGGUUCCUGUCCAUGUGGAUGAACAACACGGCCACCACCGCCAUGAUGAUCCCCAUCGUGCAGGCUGUGCUGGACCAGGUGCAGAUGGCGCAGGACACUGAGGGCAGAGAGGACACGGAACUCAGUGUCUUUGUAGAUGACAGCACUGGAAGUGCGAAAGGAGCCGAAGAUUCAGCGAGUGGCCAGCUGGACGACAGCAGCAAGGACACAAAGGGAGGGAAUGCGCGUCAGAGGCGGUUGUCGGUCCAGCGUCUGGGGAAAGCAAUGUACCUGUCCAUCGCCAUGUCGGCCAACAUCGGCGGCACCGCCACCCUCAUCGGCACCGGCACCAACGUCGUUUUCCUCGGACUGACAAAGACCUUCUACCAGCACUACGAGACAGACAACCCCAUCAACUUCACCUCAUGGAUGGUUCUGGCAUUCCCUUUGUCCGCCUUGCUCAUCCUCAUGGCGUGGAUCUGGUUCCAGAUUCUCUUCCUCCGGUGCAACGGUUGCUGCAGUUGUCUGUUCUCCCGGAACAACAGGGACGCCACCAGCAACCUGCAGAAGAGGACCACGGCGAUGCUGAAGGAAGAAUAUCGGAAGCUAGGGUCAAUCAGCUACGCGGAGGGCACGGUGGCCAUCUUGUUUUUCUGGAGAGGCCGGGGCUGGGGCAACUUGUUUCAGAAAGACUCUGUCAGUGACUCCACACCUGCCUUGUUGGUGGCGGUGCUAAUGUUUUUUAUACCCUCGUCGCUUCCAGACAUUCUGUUUCGUCAAAAGCGAGGUGCUCACUUGCCCCGCAAGCGUCUUGAGCCUCUUCUGAACUGGAAGGUCUUGCACCAGAAGAUUCCAUGGUCUCUCUUCCUUCUGGUGGGAGGAGGCUUCGCCAUAGCCAAAGCUUCACAGACAUCCGGGUUGUCUCAGUGGAUUGGCGACAAUCUGCGGAACUUGGGCGACCUUGGCCCCUGGGUGACACUGAUCAUCAUCUGCUACAUCGUGGUGUCCGCCACUCAGAUCAUGAGCAAUGUAGCUCUGACCACCCUGCUGGUGCCGAUAGUUGCCCAGAUGGCCCUGUCCAUGGAGGUGAGUCCAUUGUUCUUCAUGGUCCCUGUCGCCAUUACCUCGUCAUUGGCCUUCAUGUUGCCCGUGGCAACGGCACCCAACGCCAUAGUCUUUGCGUCUGGCACUGUCAAAGUCAUUGACAUGGUUUUGAGCGGCUUCAUGGUCAGCGCCCUGGGUGUGCCUAUGGUAGUGUUUGCCACCUACACGUGGGGCAAUGCCUUCUUCCAUCUUGAGAUCCUGCCGGAUGCCCUCAAGCAAAAUAUAUCUGUGGUUGCGCCUGUCAAUGUGUCCAUCGCUUAAAUUUGCAACAGAUAUGAAGUCUGGCUUUGAAAUAUGGCCAUCUUCGACCGGUCAUCGAUGGUUGUGGGGAAAUAUUUCAAAGGACUUAUUGAACUUUGGGCUUUGAGAUUUGAUUCCUGUUGUCAAAAAAAA
This is a messenger RNA of Pomacea canaliculata, 2389 nucleotides long. Its product is annotated as solute carrier family 13 member 2-like. The coding region runs from base 482 to 2257 and encodes 591 amino acids. Lineage: Eukaryota; Metazoa; Mollusca; Gastropoda; Architaenioglossa; Ampullariidae. Gene Ontology annotation, cellular component: membrane. The transcript has 16 exons. Gene Ontology annotation, biological process: monoatomic anion transmembrane transport. Gene Ontology annotation, molecular function: transmembrane transporter activity. The record is from RefSeq and is a predicted model, not a curated record.